This is a messenger RNA of Camelina sativa (false flax), 1808 nucleotides long. Its product is annotated as F-box/LRR-repeat protein At3g60040. Gene Ontology annotation, molecular function: protein binding. Lineage: Eukaryota; Viridiplantae; Streptophyta; Magnoliopsida; Brassicales; Brassicaceae. The record is from RefSeq and is a predicted model, not a curated record.
AAGUUACUUUUAACCUAAACGAUAAGUUCCAUUGUCAUGUUCACUAAACGAUAAUGUUCUUGUUUUCUCUAUUAAGGUUAAUGGAAAAUCUCUAUUUUCCAUUUUUGAGUGAUAUUUAAUUUCCUUUGUUUUUUGAUUUUCUCUAUCUCUUUAGAUAACCCAAACAUCCAUCAUCCCUAGAUUGUGAAUCGGAGACUCCGAUCUAAUUUCGAACGGAGACGUCCAACGCCACCAAUCUCCGGAUCGACUUUCUCCCGUCUCCACCAUCAGGCACUUUUAUUUAUCUCUAUGGAUGCCAAAAGGUUUGAGACAACCUGCUCGAGAGAUGUAAUCAGCUGGCUCCCUGAUGAGGUUCUGGGCAAAAUCUUGUCCUUACUUGAGACAAAACAGGCUGCUUCAACAUCCCUUCUCUCGAGAAAUUGGAGGUAUGUGUUUAGAUUGGUGGAUCAUCUCGACUUUGAUGAUUCUCUCUCCCUGCAAGCCCAAGAGGCUCAACAACCAAGGUAUGCGUAUUGGGAGGCCUUCGAGAACUUUAUGCGCGCCCGAGGGAUCGAUGAACGAACUAGUUAUGUGUUCACGGAGGGAUUCAAGAAUAUGAUUGAUCGAACAUUAGCUUUGCAAUGUGAUUACCCGAUCAAGAAAUUCUCCCUAAAAUGUCACGUUGGCAAGGAUGAUGAGCGUCAGAAAGCUUGUGUGGGCCGCUGGAUAUCCAAUGUGGUAGGGCGCGGUGUUUUGGAAAUGGACUUAAGGAUAAAAGAUCGGGGUAUACACUUCCUGCCCCCUCUGCUCUUCGCAAGCAAAACACUGGUUAAGCUGACAAUAGGGACACAGCUCUGUCUUGGAAAGCUUCCUUCAUAUGUCUCACUUCCAUCUCUCAAGUUUCUCUUCAUCGAUACGGUUUUCUUUGAAUAUGAAGAUUUGUGUUUUGUGCUUCUUCCUGGUUGCCCGGUGCUCGAAGAAUUAUCAGUCCAUCACAUUAACUUUUCUGCGACGCCUCACACCAUAUCGAGUCCAACCGUCAAGAGACUAUCCGUUCACUACGAUUCUCCUAAUGAUGUUGAUGGUGCUUGUUAUAUGUCAUUUGACCUGCCAAAGCUUGUCUACCUUGAGUAUUCUCACUGUGCCUUGGGUGAGUAUUUGCAAGUUAAUCUCCAGUCCCUUGUCGAAGCUAAGCUGGACCUUUGGCUGGAAAGAAAGGUCGACAGGCUGGAUGUAACUGAUCUCGUUACAGGGAUAAGAAACGUUCAGACCCUGCAUCUUUCUCCUGGUUCUGUUGACGUGAUUUAUUUACACUGUAAACAUGGGCUGCCGGUGUUCAACAAUCUUGUUAAUUUAUCUUUGGGGAGUAAGAAUAAAAGAGGUUGGAAACUCCUAGCAUAUCUGCUUAAGCAGUCUACGAAGCUUGAAACUCUAAUCGUCAAGGAUCUGAAUGGUUACACCGGGGAUGUCUCAAUGCCUCCGAACAAAGUGAAGGUGUUGCAUAUUCUUGGUUAUCGGGGAACUGCGGAUGAGUUGAAACAGUUGAAGAGUUUUCUGGGGGAAUUCAAGUGUCUCGAACUGGUUCAAGUGGAUGUUGCAAAAGCUGCAGAGGAUGAUGGCCUAAUAUUGCAAAUCAAAAGGGAGCUUCUUGGAGUUUCACUUCAAUCCAAGUGCGAGUUCAAAGUCAAUUCAUAAUAAUAUGGCUAUGUAACUUUUUAAUAAACUCAAUACAAAAAGUCAGCUUAUAUGAGUUGAAUGUUAAAGAGUUUUUUAGUUGUAUUUCAGUUUCUGAAAGAAAAAGAAAAAACUAAUAAUGAUUUUUGGAAAAA